AUGGUCAAAAUACCUUACAGGAUGAUGUUGGAUGUUCUUUUAGAGACUCUGGGCCUUCCACCAGCUGAGUACCGAACCAGAGUAUAUGAUGGCAGCAGGGUGUGUGUGACAGUAUUGUUCCAUACACCCACAUCAUAUGUUGGGAAUGAUAGGAAUCGAAUGGCUAUUCCUAGGGUACAAUCUGUUGAUCAUUCUAUAUCAGAAGACAGUGCUGCUAUGGAAGCAAUUGGGUACAUUAAAUGCACAGUGAAGACAGAGAUAAGAGACUAUAAUUACAGCACCAUGAAGAAACUCGAGGAGGAAAAUCGGUCUCUAAAACAUGAGCUUAAUAUGGCUAGGUACAACAAGAAGAAAAUGAAGACAAAAAUCAGAUCCAUCAAGAACAAGCUAAUGAUUGCUACAUAUGAGAAGAAGCAAAACGCUAUGGGCUGGUUCGUCUUAACAAGGUACAUGCAUGGAUUAUCUGAUCAUAUAUCCAACGUAACGGCGUUGAAUAUGUCACCUGGGGAAGGACCUGUAGAUAAGAUUAUCAAUGACCCUCUUAUCAACAUAGAGAAGGUGGCAAGCUAG
Messenger RNA from Triticum turgidum subsp. durum (durum wheat), 570 nucleotides. Lineage: Eukaryota; Viridiplantae; Streptophyta; Magnoliopsida; Poales; Poaceae. The record is from the annotation of a GenBank genome assembly.